AUAGAAGAAGGAAAGCGGAAGUGACGCGACUCUUACUAUUUAGCAGCGUCUUCAGUAUCCGAGAGUUUAAGGAAAGACGAACUGCAGCCGAAGAAAUCUCAGAAAUUUAAAAGACAUCAGUGAAGAGAUCAGCUGUCCACGCAGACUGUUGGAUAUCCGAGAUAAAGUCACACAGACCUCCCACAACAACAUGAAGUGUGAGGAAGAGGAGGGUCUGGAUGACCAGCAGGUCUGUAACCAGGAGAGAAAUUCCAGUCUGAGCAAGCAGGGCCUAGAGCUCCCACAGAUUAAAGAGGAACAGGAGGAAGUCUCCACCAGUCAGGAUGUAGACUCGCUUGUAGUGAAGCAGGAGGCCGAAGGAAUCAUCGUCUGGACUGGGGAAGAGCGGCUCAGACUACUGGAUACCAUCUGGAAAUGUGAAAAACACGACAAAGACUUCCCGCAACAACAUGUCUGUAAGCAAGAGGAGGAUCUGGAUGACCAGCAGGUUUUUGACCAGCAGGUUUUUAACCAGGGGGGCAACUUCAGUCUGGACCAGGAGGACCCAGAGCUUCCACAGAUUAAAGAGGAACCAGGGGAACUCUGUACUAGUCAGGUGCUUGUGCUGAAGGUCGAGACUGAUACCUUUAUGGUGACUUCUACUUAUGAGGAACCUGAACCAAACAGUGACCAGCUUCUUUCUUACAACUCUCCUGAACCAGAAAGUCGAGAUGAGGAUGAAAGUGAGCAUGUGGACUCAGGAUCAAAUAGAAAUGCAAAGCCUGAGAAGAGAGGACAUCACAGAAACAGUAACAAAGCAGACAGCUGUCCUGUGUCAGAGAGUCAGUGUGAAACUGACACAAGUAAAAAGUCUUUAAAAUGUGACACUUGUGGAAAAACCUUUGAAUAUAAAUACAAACUGACAAAACAUCAGAGAGUCCACACAGGUGAGAAGCCACAUUCUUGUAUCACUUGUGGAAAAAUUUUUAGUUACUUGUCUGCGUUAAAAACUCACAUGAGAAGUCACACAGGUGAGAAGCCAUAUUCUUGUAGCACUUGUGGAAAAAUAUUUAGUUACCUGUCUGCAUUAAAAACUCACAUGAGAAGUCACACAGGUGAGAAACCACAUUGUUGUAGCACAUGCGGGAAAAGGUUCAGUGAUCUGAUGAACUUGAAAUCUCAUAUAAGAGUCCAUACUGGUGAGAAGCCAUAUUCCUGUAGCACCUGUGGAAAAAGAUACAGUGAUAGGACGAACUUGAAAACUCACAUGAGAAUUCACACAGGUGAGAAGCCAUAUUCCUGUAACAUCUGUGGAAAAAGAUACAGUGAUAGGACAAACUUGAAAACUCACAUGAGAACGCACACAGGUGAAAAGCCAUAUUUCUGUAGCGCCUGUGCAAAAAGAUUCACUUAUAGGAUACAGUUGAGAAGACACAUGAAAAUCCAUGUUGGUUAAAAGCUUCCUACUUAGAUAAUGUAUGAAAGCUGUUAGGUGGAACAGUUUGUUAAUAGUGGAGCACAUGUUCAUGAGGAACCAAAUCACUUCAAAGCGUGAAGGAAGAGCUCAUACCAUUUUCAGGUCAAUAUGGUAUAUAUCCUGUCUAGAAUAGUAAUUAACUCUACUCCCUGAAUUGUUUAUUCCAAUUGUUAGCUUUUUUUUUUUUUUGUAUAUGGAAAACACUGAUUUUACAGCCAUCCAUCCCUUUUAUGGCACUUUUCCAAGGCCAAAUGUUGGGGCACACAGUCUAGGCAGAGAACUAUAGACGUCACUCGUCCCGACAACCUGCUUCAGCUCAUUUGGGGGACACCAAGGCAUUAGGUUCUAGGUUAGCCAAAAUAUAUAAUUUCUGUAGUGUGGCCCGGGUCUGCCCUCGGGCCCCUUUGUGUUGGAACACCUCACCUAGGAAAAGCUCAGGAGGCAUCCUAUUCAGAUGUCUGAGCCGCCUCAAUUGGCUGCAUGUCACAUUAUUUUUAUUAUUUAAGUCAUGUAAAUAGAACAAGAUACAAAGCCUUAAAACAUGUUAAAAACACAACAACCUUGAUAAACCCGGAGUAGUUAGGAUCUAAAAGCAAGGUUCAUCACAUCAUCACUUAAAGACCGGAUGACAACAAGCCAGAUACCCCAUGCUCCUAUGAGGAUGAAGAGCUGGACCUGAACCUGUGGUUCGAUUAACACAGAGUCAUUUCUCCUGUACCCUGGCAUAGAUCUUUCCCAGGAGUCAGAAUAAUGUAAUUGGAGCACAUCUUCCAGUCCCCCUUCUUAGGGUACCACUCCAGUCAGAGUUGUAGCCUUAGAUUGCCAAGCAGAGAGGUGUGUCAGCCAAGAAAGUGCCACAACAUUCAGAGUGUUGAGAAACUCAUGGUGAAUCUCAUCCACCCCAGCAGCCCUGCCACCAAGGAGUUGUUUAACUACCUCAAUGACCUCAGCCCCAGUAACGGGCAAGUCAUCCCCCUAGUCUCCCUAGUGAUCAGUUGGCAGCUCUGCUCCUCUAUUCACUCAUGUGUCCGAGACCACCAAUAAAACAUUGACAAAAUCUAUCCUUGACCUGGGGUGUCCUAGUGCCACAUGCACUUAUGUGAAUAACUUAUGCUCAGACAUGGUGGUUGGCGCAAAAGUCCAGUGACAAAACAUUAAUCAGGUAUGCUUUUUCUCUCAAUCACACCCCUCUAGUUUGCAAUAUCAUGUAGACAUGAACAUUAAAGUCUAAAAACAGGAAAAUAAAGUGCCCAGAUGUGUCACUUUCUAGCACCCCACCUACUGACUUUAAUAAAGCUGGAUAUUCUGAACUGUCAUUCAGCUAUAAUCAGGACCGGUUCCCUGACCCAAAGGCGCAGGGGAAAAGACACACUCGUCCAUUGGGAAAACCCUAUUGUACAGACAGUGAACUAUGUGGGAUAUGAGUAUACCCGUCCCUGCCUGUUGCCUUUCUAUGUAUGGGGAAUCUAGAGUUUGGAAGAGUCUGAAACAUCUCCAGAGUCUGAGCCAUGCAUUCAGGUGAACCUUACUAUGUCUAGUCAGUCUCUCUCAAUCUCAUGCACUAGCUCAGAUUUAUUUCCUACCAGAGAGGUGACAUUCUAUUUGUCAACUUCAGUUUUUCCUACCAUGAGCCAGGGUUACAACUCCUGGAGCCUCUGCCCUUCACUGCGACCCAGAGAGCAUUGCACCCGACCUCUACAGUGCUUUCUGCAGGUGCUGAGUCCGCAAGAGCCCAUUUUGCCUCUUUGGGCUGGGCCUGCUCAAGCCCCAUCGGUUAAGGUGUGCCCACCAGGUGUUCUCUCUUGAGCCUCCUUCCUCCCUAGGCCUGGCAUUAGGGAUCCAUGUGCUGGGCAGGGUGAACUGGUCCCUUGUUUUUCCUUGCUUCAAAGGGGUCACCUAAAUCGCUCAUCGUUGGCCCCUCACACAGGAACAAUUUGCCUGGGAGACCCUAACAGGGUCAAGCCUCUGACAUCAUAGCCACUGUGAUCACUGGGACAAACAAGCCCCUCUAUGAAUUGCAAUAAGGUUGCAAUUCACAGAGGGCUAAUUUUACAUUCGUCUGUAUUUGUACUUUUGUUAUUCUUUUAAGUUGUAGAGGUGAUACUUAAAACAUUAGCUGUAGAUUGAAGUUCUUAAUCGUUUUCACUAAACUAAGCUUUGUUGAACAAAAUAAAGCAUGAAUUUUU
Molecule: messenger RNA, 3642 nt
Organism: Oreochromis niloticus (Nile tilapia)
Lineage: Eukaryota; Metazoa; Chordata; Actinopteri; Cichliformes; Cichlidae
Product: zinc finger protein 391
Exons: 3
Coding region: 191-1435 (414 amino acids)
Biological process (GO): regulation of transcription by RNA polymerase II
Molecular function (GO): RNA polymerase II cis-regulatory region sequence-specific DNA binding; DNA-binding transcription factor activity
Source: RefSeq, a predicted model, not a curated record